This is a messenger RNA of Saimiri boliviensis boliviensis (Bolivian squirrel monkey), 1155 nucleotides long. Its product is annotated as WASH complex subunit 2D-like. Gene Ontology annotation, biological process: protein localization to endosome; retrograde transport, endosome to Golgi. The record is from RefSeq and is a predicted model, not a curated record. Gene Ontology annotation, cellular component: WASH complex; early endosome. Gene Ontology annotation, molecular function: retromer complex binding; phosphatidylinositol phosphate binding. Lineage: Eukaryota; Metazoa; Chordata; Mammalia; Primates; Cebidae.
AUGUGCGGCCGGCGCCGGUACAGCAGCACCGCGAUGCCCGCGAAGGCGAAGAUGCGCACCUCGAAGGGGCGGCCCUGCACCGCCCCGGACACGGCGGCCACAGACCAGGCGACGCCAGGCCCAGGAACACGUUCACCCGUGGGAGCCGGUCACGUUGCCGAUGGACGCGGGGGCGCACUGGUUCUGCAGCGCCGCCACCUUGCUGGCGAACGUGUCAGGGAUGGAGGUGCCCAGGGCCACGAAGACAACGGCGUUGACAGAGUCCUUGAGGCCAACGGUGCAGCCGAAGUGGGAAGCGAGGUCCCCAGUGAGGGUGGUGAGCAGGCCAAUGACCAGGAUGGAGACGCCAAAGCGGGCACCAUCACCACUGGGCUGCUCAGAGCAGUCAGUGGAGGAGACAGCACUGAGGAGGCCCUGGAAGCUGCCACUGCACCCUGGGGAGGUCGUUCUGUGCCUGGAGUGGACAGAAGCCCCUUUGCAAAAUCUCUGGGUCAUUCCAGAGGGGAGGCUGAUCUUUUUGAUUCUAGGGACAUCUUUUCCACGGGCACUGGAUCUCAGUCCAUGGAGAGAACAAAACCCAAGGCAAAGAUAGCAGAGAAGCCUGCCAACCCACCAGGGGGAGGUAAAGAAAAGAGCCCCAUGUUUCCUGCCCCAGGGGAGGCCAGCAGUGAUGAUGAUCUCUUUCAGUCUGCUAAACCAAAACCAGCAAAGAAAACAAAUCCCUUGUCUCUCCUGGAAGAUGAGGAUGAUCUCUUUAUAGAUCAGAAAGUCAGGAAGAAUGAGUCAAAAUCCAAUAGUCAGCAGGAUGUCAUGUCAACAACACAAGAUAUUUUUGAGGAUGAUAUAUUUGCUGCAGAAGCAAUUAAACCCUCUCAAAAAACCUGAGAGAAUGAGAAAACAUUGGAAUCCAAUUUAUUUGACAAUAACAUUGAUAUCUUUGCUUACUUAACUGUAAAACCAAAAGAAAAGUCCAAAAAGAAAGCGGAAGCCAUGUCUAUAUUUGAUGAUGAUAUGGACGACAUCUUCUCCUCUGGUAUCCAGGCUAAGACAACCAAGCCAAAAAGCUAAUCUGCACAGGCAGCACCUGAACCAGGAUCUGAACACAAGGUGUCCGACAUCUUUGAUGAUCCCCUGAAUGCCUUCAGAGGCCAGUAG